This is a messenger RNA of Stylonychia lemnae, 1242 nucleotides long. The record is from the annotation of a GenBank genome assembly. NCBI's taxonomy places the organism in Eukaryota, Ciliophora, Spirotrichea, Sporadotrichida, Oxytrichidae.
AUGAAUUUCACACAAUACCAUCUUUACCCAGAAGAGGAAAAUACACCUCACUUCUCAAAUAAUCUAAAAUCAUUCAAUGCCGCCUAGGAGAAUAUAGGUUUCGGCGACACAUUAAAGGCAGUCAGAGCAACGUAAAGCUCUGUGAAGCUAGUACCACAUAAGUUGGAUAGUUCUAAUGACAUUUCAUGCCCACAACUAUCGAUAUAGGAAAAUAGGAAAACUUUAUAACAUUAAAAUAGUAUCGGGCAUUCAUCACAAUCCCUUUCUCAAUCUUAGCAGAAUUUGCAUAAAUGCAUUUUAAUCGGCGAUUGCAAUGUUGGCAAGACAAGCAUCAUUCGUCGACUGACUCAAAACACUUUUAGCUUUGACAGAGUCCCUACGACAUCAGUAGAUGAAGUGUCAAAUUUCAUAAUGCAACUCAAACCGACCUAAUCUAAUAAUAAUAGAAGUUAUAAUAAUAAUUCCAGGUACAGCGAUAUUUCCUGGUCUAAAAACUAGAAGUCUUUGUCAAUGAUAUCUCUCCCUACUCUAACCUUAAAUAGAGAGCAAUCAGAAAACUCAUCCUCUGUGUUUAAUAAUAGCUCAAACUAUAUUCAGACGCAAAUCUCAUCGGAUACUGGUACAGACAGAUCAAAUAUAAUAGGUUUAGAAAUAUGGGAUACACUUGGUUAGGAAAGACAUAGCUCACUAGUCUCAAGCUACUAUAAAAACGCAUCUGGAAUAAUGAUUGUUUACGAUGUCACAAAUAUGGAGAGCUUUAUGAACAUAAGAUCUUGGUUAGUAGAAUUAGAAGAUCGUUUGCACAACCUACCGCAUGAGGAGUCAUACAUUUUGGUAGGGAAUAAAUGUGAUUUGGAAUGUUCGAGAUAAGUAACAAAGCAAAAGGGAAAAUAACUAGCUGACAAAUACGGGAUUUGCUUUAUUGAAGUUAGUGCUAUGUCAGGCAAAAACAUAAAUCACGCUUUCUAGAUACUUUCUCAGAAUAUACUAGUAAAUUCUCAACUAGAUGAGAACAUUGAAGAACGAGAAAGAAGAGAACAAAUAUCAAACAAUAGCAUUAGAAUUGGAGAAUUCAGCUUCUCUUUCAAGGUAGAUUCAGUCAUUGAAGACUCCCUUUAAUCCUCAUGCAUUGACGAAUAAAAGGCAAAUAUGAUUCGAAAAUUCUCAGAGUCAGUCAACAACAGUAAAAACAAGGCAAAUAAGAAUAAAGGCUAGUCUAAGAAAAAGAGUCGCUGCUGCUGA